UGGCUCGAACUAGCACGACUUGGAACUCUUGUGCUCUCUGCAAUGGCCGCUGAGAACAAACCCUCCACCGCCGGCAAGAAACGGAAGCAGCGCUAUCGUCCCAACAAUAAACCAGUGAAGAAGAAGGGCCAUUACCCGUUACGCCCAGGAGUCCAAGGUUUCUUUAUCACCUGCGAUGGCGGCCGAGAGCGGCAAGCCUCCAUUGAAGCUAUCAAUGUUAUCGACUCUUUUUUUGACGAGUUAGUCCAUGGAAAGGGUUCUGGUGUGAAGCUGACAGAAUUAGCUGAUAAACCUUUAAACAAAAAAAUUAAGUUUUCAGAUUCUGAAUCUUCUGGUUCUGAUGAUGAUGGUGAUGGGGAAGAGGAGGAGGAGGAGGUGGGGGGUGAGAACGAGGACGAGAACAAGGAGGUUCCCGAUGAAGAAAGCAAGUCUAAGUCUCCUAAGGAGCAAAAUGAUCCUUGCAAUGAAAAUGAAACAACGGACGUUCCAGAUCCUCAUCAAGGGGACACUGUAGCCACCGAAAGUCGAACAGAGGAAAAAUCAAAUGACAAUGAAAAGGAUAUAAAGUGUCCAGAAGUUCCAUCGGAGGAAGUUGAGGAGCCGCCGAAAAAGAAACACUGCAUUGAAGCAGAUGCAUCAAAAAGUAUUGUUAAGGAGAAGGAGAAAUCCAUUGAUCAAUUGAUUGAAGCUGAACUUCAGGAACUGGGAGAUAAAAGCAAGAGACGUUUUUUCAACCUUGAUUCGGGGUGCAAUGGUGUUGUCUUUAUCCAAAUGCGGAAGAAUGAUGGAGAACCUGGUCCUGAGGCUGUUGUGCAGCAUAUGAUGACAUCUAUUGCUUCAACAAGGAAACACAUAUCAAGGUUCAUACUUAGAGUACUGCCUGUUGAAGUGGCAUGCUAUGCUUCAGUGGAGGAGAUCUCCAGGGCAAUAAAGCCUCUAAUAGAAAAGAACUUUCCUGUUGAAAGUCAAAGUCCUAAAAAGUUUGCAGUAUUAUACGAGGCCCGUUCAAAUACUGGCAUUGACAGGGCAACUAUAAUUAAUACUGUAGCAAAAGCUGUUCCUGAGCCUCAUAAAGUUGAUUUGAACAAUCCUGAAAAAACCAUUGUGGUUGAGAUUGUCAAGACAAUUUGCUUGAUUGGAGUAGUGGAGAAGUACAAGGAGUUAUCCAAGUACAACCUAAGGCAGCUGACAUCAAGAAAGCAAUAGAAUAGGUUAGUUUAGGUUAUCUGGUUUUCAUGUCUGUUUCAGCUUUGGUCGGACGGACACCUUUUAACUUUGAAAUGUAUUAAUCUGCAUGUUUCUUGAUGUGUAGGGUUAGUUUAGUUUAGAUUGGAGUAUCAAGUAUUAAUAUAUGGUUUUAAAUUUCAUAAUAUGCUUAUACUGUUCUGUUGAACUUCUAUUGAGUUUGAUGGAGGAAGAUGAUUGAAAGAUUCAUCAUAUCUGUUGUUGGUUUG
This is a messenger RNA of Cucurbita moschata (crookneck pumpkin), 1454 nucleotides long. RefSeq names its product THUMP domain-containing protein 1 homolog. Lineage: Eukaryota; Viridiplantae; Streptophyta; Magnoliopsida; Cucurbitales; Cucurbitaceae. The transcript has 7 exons. Gene Ontology annotation, biological process: tRNA modification. Bases 43 to 1206 code for a protein of 387 amino acids. The record is from RefSeq and is a predicted model, not a curated record. Gene Ontology annotation, molecular function: RNA binding.